Messenger RNA from Bombus huntii, 1054 nucleotides. RefSeq names its product eukaryotic translation initiation factor 3 subunit F (gene eIF3f1). The transcript has 5 exons. Gene Ontology annotation, biological process: translational initiation. Gene Ontology annotation, cellular component: eukaryotic translation initiation factor 3 complex, eIF3m. The coding region runs from base 127 to 984 and encodes 285 amino acids. Lineage: Eukaryota; Metazoa; Arthropoda; Insecta; Hymenoptera; Apidae. Gene Ontology annotation, molecular function: translation initiation factor binding; translation initiation factor activity; metallopeptidase activity. The record is from RefSeq and is a predicted model, not a curated record.
UAAAGAAUUAACAAUUGCAUAUUCCUCUCUAUAUUAAUGUUAUUUUAAGCUAGAAAAAAUAACGUGGCCAAGCUUUUUGUCAUAUGUGAUAUAUAGUACUGGUACAGGUAUAUAGAAGUGCGAAACAUGGCGCUUAACCUGACUGUGAAAGUUCAUCCUGUUGUUUUAUUUCAAAUUGUUGAUGCUUAUGAACGUCGAAAAGCGGAAUCCCACCGUGUUAUUGGUACACUGUUAGGUACCGCGGAGAAAGGUAUGGUUGAAGUUACAAACUGUUUUUGUGUACCACACAAAGAAUCUGAAAGUCAAGUUGAAGCUGAUUUAACAUAUGGAAUCGAUCUGUACGAAUUGAAUCAUAGGGUUAAUGCUCAGGAAAAUAUUGUCGGAUGGUGGGCAACUGGAAACGAGGUUACUACCCAUUCUUCUGUUAUCCAUGAAUACUAUGUUCGUGAAUGCAAUAAUCCCGUUCAUUUAACUGUCGAUACAACAUUAGCAAACACUACUAGAAUGGGAAUCAAAGCUUAUGUCUGUGUUCCAUUAGGAGUACCUAAUGGGAAACAAGGUUCUAUGUUCACACCAGUUAAAGUACAAAUUACGUGUUAUGAGCCAGAAAUUGUUGGGCUACAGCUCUGUUCUAAAACUCAAUUACCAGCACAUGCACAAAUAACUGGUGUAAAAACAGGAGGAGGCAUAGAACCAAUGAUGGAUCUCUCUCAAAUAGCAGAAGCUAGUGCUAAACUUUCAUCCAUGUUGGAACAAGUACUUGCAUAUGUUGAUGAUGUGUUAACUGGAAAGCAACCACCAGACAAUCAAGUUGGUCGUGCUCUUCUUGACAUGGUACAUUCAGUGCCUAAAAUGUCGAGCGAUCAAUUUGACGAGAUGUUUAACAGCAAUGUGAAGGAUUUAUUGAUGGUCGUUGCGCUCUCACAAUUGAUAAAAACGCAGCUUCAGCUUAACGAGAAACUUACAUUGCUCACAACUCUAUAAAUUCUGCAACAUAAUUCCAAAAAUUCUGUAACGCAAUUUGUAUGAAUAAAAUACAUUUUAAAUUUUCAAA